Molecule: messenger RNA, 1664 nt
Organism: Priapulus caudatus
Lineage: Eukaryota; Metazoa; Priapulida; Priapulimorpha; Priapulimorphida; Priapulidae
Product: cAMP-responsive element-binding protein-like 2
Exons: 2
Coding region: 281-760 (159 amino acids)
Biological process (GO): regulation of DNA-templated transcription
Cellular component (GO): nucleus
Molecular function (GO): DNA-binding transcription factor activity
Source: RefSeq, a predicted model, not a curated record
UUACAUCGCACGGCCGAAGCAAGGAGCUAAAUAUAACUCCUUUAUUAUAUUUAGCUCCUUGGGCGAAAGAACCAUAAACACAUCAUGGCUUUUUGGGAACUGCGUGAACGAUAUAUGUGACAGCAUCGUGAGUAAGGAACGCUGCAGUCGCAUGGUGCACUUCAUAUUUCCAAUGCAGUCUCGAUAACUAGUGAAACAGAAUGGACCAUCCAACCUGCCCCUACGUAUAAUUACCCAGUGGUAUGUGCAGAGUGCAUUACUGGUUCAUGCUGGUUCUUCAAUGAACACAAUGACUGGGAAACGAGGACGCAAGCCAGUGAAGGUAGACCAAAUAGCGAAGUUGGAGCGCAGCAGACAGAGUGCCCGUGAAUGCCGCGCGCGAAAGAAGCUGCGCUAUCAAUAUCUAGAGGAACUCGUUGCCAGCAGGGAGAAGGCCGUAAACGUCCUCAAGAGCGAAAUGCAGCCUCUGAAGAAGCAGUGUAAACUGUUGGACGAAGGCAUUGUGCCUGUGGAGGUGAAGCAGUUCGCUGAGGAGAUGGACAGGAAAAGAGAAAAAGCAGGUGAGGAUGGAGCAGACUUGCAGGGUCCAAGCACUAGUGUAGAGCAGGCACCAGUAGUCAAGUCGGAGUUUUGGGACAAUGGCUCGUGUGACGACUACACAGUUGGUAACACUUGCGCUUACAAUGAUACCAUGGAUGCAGAAUAUUCAAGCACGUUGUCACAGGAGUGCGAAAAGUACCAAGAUAGUGAAAGCUUUUAAGUGGAAAGGUGAGACUAGUUGAGUCACUGGUUGGAAAAAUAAUAAUAGCCUGGUUCAUAGGUAGUUUGUUCACGUAUAGAGGACUUGCAGGUGACAUCUGACGCAUUGUUAUAGUUUACUCCACCAUAUUUGAUGUCUAGCUAGAACAUAAUACAAAUUUCAGUUACCACCUCUCUCCUUGCCAUGUCUGUGCAUAAAUGGCAAUAAUAUUGAGACUUGAAACAUUCAGUUUAAACAUGGAAUUUCACAGCCCGUGGUCAAUGUUCUGUGUAGUUGAAUAUAUCAAAUAAUAUAUUACACUUGCUUAAAAUAAUAUAUAUAUAUACACUUGCUUAAAUUUAUAUUUUUUAUGAAAUACAUCAUUAUUUUUGAAACACAGAUGAUAAUUUUGUAAAAAUAGAUAGCUACUGCUAAUACUAAUCAUUGAGCCCUGAACCAUUUGUAGUAAAAUGUUGUAAAGCAGUAGUCACAACUACGUUUCAGAGGAAUUUUGAUAAGUUUCUAAUGUUCAUUAGUGAAUAUGUGUUAACAGUUUUAAUAAUUAUAAUUCGAGAAAGGUGGAUUUUUAGAGCAGGAUCUUGUGAUUCAAUUUCAUAGUGCAUUUACAUGUAUCCAAAAUUAUUUGGCUAGGUGGGCUGCCUGGAAUAAUCUAAACCAGUGACGUAGUUGCAGGGCUCAUAUAUAUAUACAUACCUCCCGUACCUGUACAGGAACCCUAUAAAGUUAUCAAAUUCGAAAGGUUUAAUGAAGUACUGUGCAUGUUGCCAUUUCAGCCAGAUUUGGAGAGUUGUUCUUAAUGAGUACUUGCAUGUACUCAUAGGUGUAGGCUGCAGCAGUAGUACUCGUAUUGCCAGUAAAACUGAGAGGGUCUAUGUCCCCCAGGGUACUGCCGGAACGUACCCUG